Messenger RNA from Trypanosoma conorhini, 461 nucleotides. RefSeq lists its product as uncharacterized. The transcript has a single exon. The annotation marks the transcript as partial. NCBI's taxonomy places the organism in Eukaryota, Euglenozoa, Kinetoplastea, Trypanosomatida, Trypanosomatidae. The record is from RefSeq and is a predicted model, not a curated record.
AGCGGCGAGGAACAAGUGGUGGUGAGGAGCCGGGACUGGGGAGACGGUGGCGCGAUGGCGCCAGGUGUGAGCCCGAAGGAAACAGCACUACUGCGUGCUUCUCAGACUCGAGUACGGCAGCGUUUUACUUAUUCGUCAAUGGCGAGGCACUGAAGGUUGCGGAUGCGGAUGCCGCGGCGCUGGCGAAGAAGGACAGCGAGGAGAUCGCGCAUUUCUACUUUGGGGCGGACGACGGCAUGCGUGGCGCUGGCGGCAGCGUGACCGUGACGAAUGUCUUCCGGAUGAGCCGCCCAGAGCGGAGCAUUGGAUCCGACACACCCAACCACGGUGCCGGGUCAGGCGCCAAUAAGCUGGACAGCUCCGUACGUGCGCAUGGGUCUCGCGUGCUCUUGCUGCUUCUGGGGCUGUGGGGCCUUGCGGCUUUUUUACUAAGCCAAAUAAAGCGCUGCCCAGGCUUCUAG